GCAAGUAUACUUUCUCUUCAAGAACAAUAUGAAACUGAGUUGCAUGACCAGCAAUCAGCCAACCUGAUGCAGCUAUUGUUCUCACUGCUAACUCAACAGCCCUUACCUGCCAGAAAAAAUGAGGACGCAGAGGUUUGUGGAGGGGGUGACUCCAGUGAGGAUAUGUAUGGAGUGAUGGAUCCCAGUUCUGUGGGUAUUCAGGAGACUCUGAAUGAGACAAAUGAAAACAAGCAGGAUCACUCACUCCACCUAGAAAGAAAAGAACUCUGCUCUGAAUGUGGAAAUGUUUUUAGUGCUGAAGAAGUUCCCUAUCUAGAAGUAUUAUGUGCAGCAGACUCCAACAAGGGGCAGAACAGAUUAGAUGAGGUUUGUAUAGAAGGAGAGGUGGAGAAGAAUGAAGAUAACACCAGCUAUGAAAAACAAGGCUCGCUUAUUGCUGUUGCAUGGAGCAAACAAACAGAGGCAACCACAGAAAUGGAGAAAACUACUUUAGAACAUGAAACUGAAGACACCAAAGAGACAGAGACAAAUGAACUACCCAUUGAAGAGAAGCAAGAACAGCCGGCUCCUGAAUCUAGGAAUUUGAGCGAUUCUGAUUUUAUUAAAGGGGGUCUACAAGUGGAAGAUGCACAGGAAAUGGCAAUUAACAAAGCAGGCUCUUUUGAACCAGCUGGGACUAGUGGUGUCCAGCGUGAGAGGUCUAUAGUCCACAUUUCUGAGAUGGAGAGGGAGGAAACCAUGAGAAGCUUGGUGGACUUACAGAGAAAAGCUGAAAGUAAGCGUCAAAGAGACAAGGAAAGACAGAUGCUAAGGGUUCAGGAACGCUUGUCCAUUUUACGAAAUAGAAAAUCUGAUGAAGAUCUGCUGGGGAACAAGCAAGGAGACGGACUCAAGCACCUCACUGAAAACCUGAAGAAGGAAGACAAAAGCCGUCAGAAAACUUUAGUAAGACAGAAGCUGGAGCAAGUACGACGUGAGAGGACACAUAUCAUGCAGUCAAAGAGAGACAGGAACACAGCUGGUUUUAAGGAGCUUUUGGAUCCAGUAGUACACAGUAAUCUAACACGUCAGGAAGAUGUCAAAGAACAGAAAGAAAGUGUUUAGCUAUUCCACACUGGACUGUAACUUGACACACAUUGUUUGGCAAUUUUAUAGCAAUUUUUGCUUAAUCAUUUUUCUGCGAAAUGAAGACCAAAGGCAACCAUUUCUUCUUGUAUU
Messenger RNA from Acipenser ruthenus (sterlet), 1218 nucleotides. RefSeq lists its product as uncharacterized. The record is from RefSeq and is a predicted model, not a curated record. Bases 67 to 1104 code for a protein of 345 amino acids. Lineage: Eukaryota; Metazoa; Chordata; Actinopteri; Acipenseriformes; Acipenseridae. The transcript is spliced from 9 exons.